Molecule: messenger RNA, 846 nt
Organism: Phalaenopsis equestris
Lineage: Eukaryota; Viridiplantae; Streptophyta; Magnoliopsida; Asparagales; Orchidaceae
Exons: 1
Coding region: 244-558 (104 amino acids)
Source: RefSeq, a predicted model, not a curated record
ACUUUCUUUUUUUCUUACCCUAGCCGUCGAGAUAGCGAUCCACUAGAACAUUUUCUCUUCUUCCACCUUGUUCCUAUCAACACGCCAUCCGAAGAUCAAUUCAUUAAUUGGAGAUUCUCCCUUCGCCGCGCCCAUAGCCGCAGCAGCAUCCGCGGCGGUGCAGACCCGGAAAGGGAGAAAUAAAAGCUAGGAUUUGGGUCAGAGUGCGGUAAGGAGAGGGAGCGGAAGAAGGGGAAGUAGAAGAUGACGGGAAAGGCGAAGCCGAAGAAGCACACGGCGAAGGAGAUAGCAGCGAAGGUCGAUGCAGCGACGACGAAUCGCGGCGGUGGUAAGGCUGGGCUCGCAGACCGAUCGGGACAGGAUAAGGGAGGGCAUGCUAAAUUUGAGUGCCCCCACUGCAGGAUAACCGCUCCAGAUAUGAAGUCGAUGCAGAUCCAUCAUGAAGCCCGACACCCUAAGAUCCCUUUUGAAGAAUCAAAGCUCACCGAUCUCCAUGCCUCCAACGCUGGCGAUCCAUCCAAGCCCCGCCCAGGGGUUCGGGGAAGCUUCAAAAAAUAGCUUCAGCUUUGCUAUUUCGUAUAGCAGUGUGAGCUUUUCAAUAACCUUUGCUUUCCUUCUGUCAUAUUCUGUCUUUGGCUUCAACUUUUACGAUGUCGUGAUGUAUUUUUAUGAUAUUUGCUCGACUUCAUGCUGUCAUCGCUGCUACAAGUAAGAACAUGUGAGAUUCCGUAUGUCUUGGUUAUCAGAGGACUUGAAGUUGAACUUUUUGUAGUAGUUUUCUUAAACGGUGCUUGCUUUUAUGUAAUGCGCUUCCCAUAGCUUAUUAAUCUGGGUUUUUGUUUUUUA